Trichomycterus rosablanca is the source of this 1693-nucleotide messenger RNA. It is a transcript of the gene crispld2, whose product is annotated as cysteine-rich secretory protein LCCL domain containing 2. The coding region runs from base 152 to 1660 and encodes 502 amino acids. The transcript has 15 exons. The record is from RefSeq and is a predicted model, not a curated record. Gene Ontology annotation, cellular component: extracellular region. Lineage: Eukaryota; Metazoa; Chordata; Actinopteri; Siluriformes; Trichomycteridae.
CCUUAGAUCUGCUGGAAUAAAAAGGAUACCAAGCAUCAGUUCACUACCUGCCUGAUUUCUUUGGUGAAGAGGAAACACUUCUGAACCGUCAACUCUCGCACAAGGCUCCCAUCUGUAGUCUAGCCUCCAUCCACAGUCCAACAUUGCUGCCAUGCUCAGAUUACUCUCCCUGGCACUGAUGCUGCUGGCUGCCCGUCUGGCUUCCGGUCUCUUCCUGCCCGACUCGCCUGAACUGCGCAAGCUUCUUAGCCGUUAUCAGGAUGAGAUGAAGCCCAACAUCACGGCCUCAGUCGUACGUACUCGUCGGGACAUACAGUGGUCGGAUCGUGAGGAGAUCCUGGCUUUACACAACAAACUGAGAGGAGGUGUCUACCCGGCUGCCUCCAACAUGGAGUACAUGGUAUGGGAUGAUGAACUGGAACGUACAGCUACACAGUGGGCCGAGCAGUGCCAGUGGGACCACGGACCUCAGGACCUGCUGAAAUCUAUUGGUCAAAAUCUGGCUGUGCACUAUGGCAGGUACCGCUCCCCUGCCUACCAUGUGCAGGCCUGGUAUGAUGAGGUGAAGGACUACACCUAUCCUUACCCUCAUGAAUGCAACCCCUGGUGCCCUGAACGCUGCUCCGGACCCAUGUGUACCCACUACACUCAGAUCGUCUGGGCCACCACCAAUCGUGUGGGCUGUGCAGUCCAUGUGUGUCCACUCAUGAACGUGUGGGGGAAUACCUGGGAAAAUGCUGUCUACCUCGUGUGUAACUACUCACCAAAAGGAAACUGGAUCGGAGAAGCUCCCUACCAGCAUGGACGCCCAUGUUCCCAGUGUCCGCCCAGCUAUGGAGGAGGCUGCCGGGAAAACCUAUGCUACAAUGAAGACCAGCAUCACCGUGAGACACCAGAUAUGAAUGAAGUUGAGAAGCUCCAAGUAGGAGUGCAGCCUCAGACCACUUCAUCCAGGCCUGUUUCGAAACCUGAACCAAGACCUUCGUCACCCAGAAGGCCUACUUCAACAAACACCAAGCAGACCAACUUUCUGACCCAGAAAAUUAAGUGUGAGACCAAAAUGAGAGAUAAAUGCAAAGGCCCCACCUGCAACAGGUAUAACUGCCCUGCCAAUUGCCAAUACAGCAAGGCCAGAGUGUGGGGCACAUUGUUUUACGAUGUGCAAUCCAGUAUUUGCCGUGCCGCAAUCCACAGUGGGGUCAUUGACAAUAAUGGUGGCUUAGUGGAAAUCACAAGAAAAGACAAGGUCCCCUUUUUUGUUAGGUCAAUGAAGAAUGAUGUAGAAUCUUUAAGUAAAUACAAAGUUGCCAAUGCAUUUAUGGUGGCAGCAGUGGAAAAAAGAUCAGUGUACUGUUAUACCACAGCUGCUGAGAUUUGCACCCAGUCAUCCAACUGCCCAAGGGUUCUAUGUCCAGCCAACUGCAAGAACGAGCCAUCAUACUGGGCUCCAGUAAUUGGAACCAACAUUUAUGCUGAUAGCUCUAGUAUCUGCCGGGCUGCCCUUCAUGCUGGUGCCAUUAAAGUUUCUGGAGGCUAUUUGGACAUCUUGGCUAUGGAUAGGAGGAAGAGCUACUCUGGCAGUCUGAAGAAUGGUAUCCAGUCUCAAAGUAAAACCCAGACACAGGGAGGCUCGUUCCGUGUCUUCACUGUUCGAGAGUGAAGUGUCCACAAACAGGGCCCCUCGCCAACUACU